AUGCGUAAAACUGGACAUCUGAAUAUGCACUCUCUCUUUGCUCUGUGGCUCGCGGCGCUUCAGGGAUGUCGACCAGCGGAUGCUGCUCCAAACGCAUCUCCUCUACAAGGUUCCAACUGGGGGAACCCGCGGAGAUAUAUUCACUUACAAACAACCACUGACCUACACAACUUUUAUUUAGAGAUCACUCUCAAUGGACUAGUGCGCAAAACUACUAAUCGGGGUUCAUACAGUGUGAUUCUAUUGAAAGCCGAGACCAGGGACCGUAUAGCAAUAUUUGGAGUAAAAAGCAACCGAUUCCUGUGCAUGGACGGAGAAGGGAGUCUUUUUACAUCUACGGUUUGCAACAGGGAUGACUGUCUUUUCUAUCACAAGCUUUUGGAGAACCACCGUGACAUCUACUAUUCCACCAAGAACGGUAUAUUGCUCAACUUGGAUGGUAAAAGGCAGAUGUAUUCAGCAGGUCAAAACCUCGCUCAGUCGUCGAUCUUCCUAUCAGAGAAGAAUACAAUUCCACUAGAGCGCCUUCAACACAGAGAAAGGAGGAACCGACAGGUCGAUCCCUCAGAUCCCCUUAGCGCACUCCGAUUUGGAGAGGACGCAGACUCACGUGCCGUACAGGAGGACGACACAGACCAAGAUGUUGAUCCCUCAGAAGAUCGCAACAUCUCCAGAGAAACUCUCAUCUUGCCUUCUGAUGAUGACCCAUGGGACCUGAUCCAAUCUAGGAACCCCAGCAGUCCCCGUAUCUCGGGAACCGUUGGCUAA
Molecule: messenger RNA, 768 nt
Organism: Electrophorus electricus (electric eel)
Lineage: Eukaryota; Metazoa; Chordata; Actinopteri; Gymnotiformes; Gymnotidae
Gene: fgf23
Product: fibroblast growth factor 23
Molecular function (GO): growth factor activity
Source: RefSeq, a predicted model, not a curated record